AUGCAGGUGGACCUUCAACGCCGCGGGCUUCAGUCCUUCGACCCCGCCGAGUUCGCCAACACGGACGAGCACCUGAAUCUUCUUCUGCAGGUGCGCCAGCUGGAUCUCUCGCACAACUCCCUGUGCACCAUCCGUGGACUUGAGGGCCUGACGCAUUUGACGGUGCUGAACAUUUCGCACAAUGGGCUGCGCUCCCUCGGUGGUGGACUGCCGCUGACGCUGCGGGAACUCGACGCAUCACACAACAGCCUCGUCUCACUACAAAACGCAGCUCUUCUGCCGUUGCAGUUCCUCACCUCCCUCAAUGUUUCCUUCAACGAUCUGGAGGAUCUUCGAGGGGUUCCAGGCGUGACGGCGCGGCUAACGUACCUCGACGCGCGGAGCAACCGACUCAGCUCCCUGGUGGGAAUCGAGCACUGCAGUCAGCUGCGCACACUCCACGCAGAGGCGAACCUCUUGCGAGAGGUGGCAGAUGUCGCCUCUAUUAAGUGUCUACCCCUCCUGAGCGCCGUCUUUCUAUCCGGCAACCCCCUGCUCCUGCGCAAGCGUCGGCUCACACAACUCCGUCUCCUACUGCCCUCCAAUGUCGAGCAGGACGACUUACCCACGACGGCGCCACCUAGCAGUCUCCGCAGCUCUACAGCGGCACCACCCUCCGUGCCAGACACGUCAUCCGUCGGCUCGCUUGAUCAUACCACCGUGGCUUCAGUCAGCGAGUACCGCGAGGAAGUGCAUUGUGGCAGCGGGCACACCAGUCAACCAGCCAGCGCCCACCAAGGCACACCACCAUCCAUGCACGACGCCGCCGUCACACGCGAUUCUUCCGCAGUGCUGGAGAGAGAGCCACGGCAAUACGUGCACUCCUCAGCCUCACGAAGACACCACCACCACCUUCCUUAUCGGGACAUGUCGGACCGCGUUUGCCCAUCGCAUUCGUUCGCGGCAGCUCCGCCAACCACCACUGGUCCUACCAUCGCUACUGGGGUGGUGGGAGGUGCGUCAGACAGCCCAACAUGCCCGCGCCGUCCCCUACCUCAUGAACACCGCCUCGCAGAGACUCCCGGCACUGCCUCCAUGUCCUCAUCACCUGACCACGCGCAUGCGACAUUGACCCCUGGGCCCCUGCACAGCAGAAACAGUCGAGGCUCGCUGGCUGCAAGUCUCUUCCCGGUCCCUACAUCACCCCCUCACGAACACGGCACCGUCGUCACCGCACCGCAACCCACGCGGUACGGCGAUAGCCGCAGCAGUGAUCUCGCCCGGGAGAACCUGGAGGUGCAGCUCGUGCGCGUCACUGCGGAGCGGGACCACUAUCGCCGCGAAGUUGUUGCCCUGCGCAAAGAGUUGGGAGAGCUGCGGCAAAAGUGUGCACAACAGUGGGCACACGAGAGGAAGGCGGUUCCGGAUGGGUUGGAACAGAGAUGUGUACGCUCCGCCGUAGCAGCAGCUCCAGUUCACGGAGAGGGGAAUUUAAUCGCUGGGCAUAGCGAGCCUCGCCAGUCACCACAGCAGCAGCAACCGGGGGGGUCACCGCCGGGGCGGAUCCUAGCAGUAGAAAUGUCUGCUCACUCUUCGUUUUGUUCGCACGAUGGCGAGGGCGAUACCCCCGAGGCGCCCACCAACAACCACCUCCACGCCCCGCAGGACAAGAAUCUGGUGGGGCGCGCGCGCGCGUCUUUGUCGCCGCUCAUACCGUUGCACGCACCGCAGCAGUCGGACACCACAAGCACCUCAAUGGAUACGUCGAAGAUGAACAGGCGUAAGAUGGCGGCUCUCUUUAUGGCGAAACUGCAGCAGAGCGGCCCCUCCUCUCGAUAG
Molecule: messenger RNA, 1818 nt
Organism: Leishmania braziliensis MHOM/BR/75/M2904
Lineage: Eukaryota; Euglenozoa; Kinetoplastea; Trypanosomatida; Trypanosomatidae
Exons: 1
Coding region: 1-1818 (605 amino acids)
Cellular component (GO): cytoplasm
Molecular function (GO): protein binding
Source: RefSeq, a predicted model, not a curated record